Messenger RNA from Mytilinidion resinicola, 530 nucleotides. RefSeq lists its product as uncharacterized. The record is from RefSeq and is a predicted model, not a curated record. Bases 1 to 333 code for a protein of 110 amino acids. The transcript has 2 exons. Lineage: Eukaryota; Fungi; Ascomycota; Dothideomycetes; Mytilinidiales; Mytilinidiaceae.
AUGUCAUCUACAGGCGGACCAGAAAGCGAACUACAUGAUGCCCGUCGACGCGAGCUGAUUCAAGCUUUGGAUGAUGCUUUAUCAACCAACAUGAUACGACCAACUGCCUGGGCGUGCCUCUGGCUUUCUGAUAUCCAGAAGCUAGAGGACCUUCUAGCCCAAGCUCAGAGGUCAUCUAUUAUGAUAGGAGCCUUUUUGGAAGCAAUAGAAACUACUACAAAAAUUGUUCCCACAUGGUGUCAACGAAAAGGCGCACCAACUGCUGCUUCUACUCCGCAGGACCCCUCUAUCCCUCGCUCUGAGCCAGCCCGAGACCAGGCUAGUCUAUCCUAAGUUUUAUCUUAAUUUAUCUAAUAAUCUCUAGUGCUAUCAGAGAGACCAAAAGAAAUGUAUCCUUACAAAGUCGGGCGAACCUAUUAAGGUGGCACAUAUUUAUCCGUUCUCGAUGCGGCAUGAAGACAAGAACGUCAAACAAACUGUCCCCUUUUGGCGGGUUUUGGAAAUGUUUUGGUCGAAGGAACGAGUCGAUG